Molecule: messenger RNA, 2161 nt
Organism: Temnothorax curvispinosus
Lineage: Eukaryota; Metazoa; Arthropoda; Insecta; Hymenoptera; Formicidae
Exons: 2
Coding region: 400-2001 (533 amino acids)
Source: RefSeq, a predicted model, not a curated record
CCCAAAACUCCCAAGCUCCCCAAGCUUGACGACCAAUUUCAAAUUAAAUCUUUAAUAAAUAUGUAUAAAGAGGAUAAGCAUUAUUCAGCAAGAAAGUAUGCGCUUCUUCAUUUAGAAAUAUUACAUGUCCUCUCUGGUGCCACAUAGUGGUUGCGUUCGGAAACGUCACCCAAGUGUACACGAGUAUACUCCCUUCCCUUUCUAUCUCAGCGAGUUAGAAAGAGAAGGGAUUAUAUCCGCGUGUACUCGGGUGACGUUUCCAAACGCAGCCAGUGCAGCUACGAGAGACGAGAAGGGUCUUUUACACUUUUAUCUGCGCGGAAUCGCUUCGCAAAGUAUGGAGUCCAUGGGGAUGUCCCGAGUGACUCGAAGCGAGAGGGGUGGGGAACGUACGGAAGGAUGUAUAUCGUGCUCGACGACGAGGACAUCGUGCCGAGGCACUUCGCCGUGUGCGACUUUUACGGCGUGGAGACGUGUUUCUGCUGGGACGACGACAGGCUCGUCAUCUUCCCCUACGUGAAUAACGAAUCGACCGAGGCGACGCGGGACGCCCUGAUCCUGGUGACGCCGGCCCCGGUGAAAAAGGUACAGUUCUUCGACAGCAGGGCCUUCCUGAUAUGCACCCCGCAGGGCGCCUACAAGGUAUCGCAGUCCGGCAAGUUCGCCCUCCUGAGCAAGACCGCCCUGGACAUGGGCAGUGAUUACUUCCAGGUGCUCGUCGCUUGGAGCAACAGCGUCCACCUCGACGACAAGCGGAACAAGUCGUCCGCGCUGCUGUUUUCCCUCGUGCCGAACGCGAGCGAGACGGUGUGCACGUUCCCUCUGAACCCGACGAGCACCGAGCCACAGCUCGUCAACUGUUUCGCUGCUGGCUGGGAGGGUAAUCUGUGCGUCGUCGCGCACGACAGGAAGCUGUACGCGCUGAGGGUGAUCCCUCCCGAUGAUGAAAACCCCCCCCUCAUCUCUCCCGUCGCCGUGCAGCUGGUUUACACCAGUGACAUCGCUAUCGUGGACAUCCUGCCUGUGAAGAGGCGAGACAAGGUGACGGGACUGCUGCUUCUCACGAAACACGCGAACGCGGUAAUUCUGGUGCACGGUAAAGACGAUAAACUGGUAUUCGAGAGAAUAAACCUUGGGGAAAACGUGAGGCACAGAGUGGCACUAUGCGCCAGUUUCAGUUUGUGCAUGGAGAACGUUGUGUGGCUGGUGUACUGUGAUCGGUCCAGGACGUAUUACUUAAGAAAGGAGCUCUUCGUCGACGCGAUUCAAGACGUUAGAGUGGAGGAAAGGGCAUUUACAUGUGUGCAGUAUUACAAGCCAAAUAUAAUUUUAGGUAUGUCGCAGAGGAAGGAAUUAGUGGAGCUCUCUCUCGAGGAGCUGGAGGACUCCUUGCCAAUCAGUGAUAAUAUACCUCUUCAUACUGGAAUGUUUGAAAGAACAGACAUUAUUAUGGAGAAAAUUUGUGCCAAAGUGAAGGAGCUGAAUACACUCUAUGAGAGUUUGACGGAUGAACAAGACAAGUUGAAGAGAAUAAAUCUGUACGCUGCCAAGCAAAAAUUGCAAAUAAGUCCUACCAUUGAAGUGUCCAGGCUGUGCAAGCAUCGCUAUCUUGGUUUAAGUAUACCGGACAGGUUGCCUAAAAACAGUUACGUGGUGUUUAGCUUUACUUCUAAAAAUCAAAACACAUUCUAUAUAAAGAAAGUCACGGAAACGUCACUCACGAUAAAAAUGCCCAUCAAUGAAAAUCGGAUAUUACCAUGUUCUUCGUCCAUGAACAUGGAUUUGAUCACAUUGAUGAAUGAACAACGUCCAUGGUGCCUUAUACAAGAUUUUAUAAGCUCUCCGCCGCAGGAUCUUAAGAAGAAAAGAGGGCCGAAGAAAGCCAAGACUGCCUUUAUAGAUGCUAAAAUAGCGUUGCUGCAACGCUUAAUUUCGGAGAAAAGAGAAUUGAGUAUGACAAAAUUACGUGAAAUAAAAAACAAUGUACGCGCAGAAUUAUAAUUUUGCAGAUAUAAUGGUAGAACUUUAUGAAUUUUCUAUAUAUAUUUAUGUGCAAGUUUAAAAUAUGAAAUGUUCAGAUAUAUAAGUUCUACUCAUUUUCUAUUGCUAUAUUGAAGAACUGGCAAUCUAGUCCCAGUAAUUAGAAUAGAAUUUUAAAGCU